This is a messenger RNA of Symbiodinium natans, 7683 nucleotides long. NCBI's taxonomy places the organism in Eukaryota, Dinophyceae, Suessiales, Symbiodiniaceae. The record is from the annotation of a GenBank genome assembly.
AUGCUUUGGAACCAAGUACGGCACGAACUAUGGCUAGUUGCGGCUUCGCUUGUACUGGCGGGAGCAGAGCGGAGGACCGUUCCAAGCCAGCUGCGUGUUGGGACAUUCUUGUCCGCGCUGCGGCCACAUCCAACGACUGACGAAGACUUCCGCCCUACUGCUGUCCGUGAGUUCAUUGAUCUCAUGAAGCAUAGCACGCCCUUCGCUGACGGCAUCGAAAAUGGUUUUGUCGGCGACAACGCUAGCUGGGUGCACUACAACUGGCCUGAGGGGUUCGAAAUCGGUUUUCGACGGGAUGGAUACCCUCAAAGUUUGCCGAAUUUCACGAUGUUUGGAUCCCUGAGACAAAGCUCCGUGAAGGCGACAAUCGGUCUGGGCGGCGCUUUCGUUGAGGAUGGGGAAUACGUCGCCACAUGGCAGGGUGCGGGCAACAUCUCCUUUGAAGGUGAUGCUGAGUUACUCUACAUGGAGGAUGCCAACGCUGCCAGAGUCAUGGUCCGACCAAAGAGCGGAGUGGUUGUCCGAGUCGUGCGCACUGAUGAAGACGAUCCACUGCACGCGAUAACCUUGACUCCAGUUGAGUACCGGCAGAAUGCGACGGAACAGCUGUUUCAUCCUCGUUUUCUGGAGAUGUUGAAUGGGACGGCUGUCCUGCGGUUCGCUAGUUGGCAGAUGAUCGAUGCUUGGGGGCACGUUGGUUCCCUAGCGCGCGGCUGGGAGAAUCGAACGCUGCCAUCGGACCAGACGCAAGCAGGUCCCUUUGGAGUGUGCGUGGAGUACAUGGUGGAACUGGCCAACAGACUUGGAGCGCGUCCGUGGUUCUCCAUGCCGAAGGCACCGGAGACUGAGCCUGACAGCAUCGAUGAGUAUGCUAGAGAAUUUGCUUUGCUGGUGAACCAAAGUCUCGAUCCUCAGCUGAGGGUCUAUGUGGAGUACCGAUCCUGUUGCCUGAAUGGCCUGGCACCGGGAUGGAACUCACAGGAAAACGCAGUACAAUCUCUGACUUUAUGGAAGAGCUGGGAACAAGCAGGCUUCGACCCAGAUCGACUUAUUAAUGUCAUAUCCUCUUUGCAGCAGCUGGACAAGUUCGGCACGGAUGUUACAUCUGUCGAAGCUGCCGCGAUUGAAGUUUCGUUUUCAGACGUGUGCAAGUAUGGGGAGACCCCGUGUACUGACUUCAAUGCCAUGGAGGCCAUCAGCACCUACGGAGCUUUGACCCCCGCUGAACUGAUUGAUGCCGUUGUGCGGCCCGCCAUGCUCAAGGAAGAAGCUGAGAUCAUCCAACGAGUCCAGCAAGCUCUUCAUUAUGGCUUUGAGAUCAUUGCAUUCAACGCGCUGCCCAUGAUAUCGGCCCGGGGUUACGGUCAUCGCGGAAACCUGAACUGGGCGUUAAGAUGCGAGAGCUGCUUAAUGAAAACGCUGGGGCGCCGCUACGGCGCAGGGCAGCAGGCGCAAUUGGCAGACGGUGGCUGGGUCUUUGAGGCUGACUUUGUGGCAUAUAAAGGCUACCAGGGCCUGCUCGAGGAGGAUCGGGCAUAUGACGGCAAUGGUUUGUACUGGCUGCAUGGGACACCCGAGCAGGCCAAACUACAUUGUGUGAACAUGUCAACCUGCGAUGGCUUCACGUAUAUAAGAACCGGGGAAUGGAGCUGCGGAGUCGGGAACAGCUAUCGCUACGGAGAUUGUUCAACUCCAGGCACUGCAUAUUUCUUUCAACGCAGUCGGAUUGGCGAAGGUGCUCGCAGACCUCCGACCGAAUGUUCUGCAUUUACCGUGAAUGAUGACCCUUAUGACCAGUGUGGUCCAUCCAGCACUGACAGCUACUUCAAAGUGGAUGCUCAGAUUCCAGGUUUUUCCGAUGCAGCUGCUGCAGAUCUAGCUGCUCGAGACGCUUGCCAGACCUCGUGCGAGCAUGCGUACACGUCUGAGUACUGGAAUCCGCCUGCUGCAGGACUCACCUUGGAUGAGCUUCGCUCGCUUUUGCCCGGCAUCACUGCAGCAGCUGCCAGCGAACAAAACCUGGAAAACAACAUGAUCUCUGCUUUUCGGGAACCCGUAAUGGAAGAUCUGAUGCUCGACUACUUGGAGCGUCUACGCCAGAUUGGCUUCUCCACCGUUGUCGGCGGGCAGAUGGUCCGAUUAGCAAGAAGCUGCUGGUCAGGGGGCAAAGCAUGUGGACAAGCUUCUGUUAUGCUGCACUGGGACGAUGACAGCCCCAUCCGACGUGCUAUGACGGGCUACGUGCAUGGACGGCGAGCAGCUCGGGUCAUCCCUACGGACGAGCUGAAGCCAUGUCCACAGACAUGCGUCCACGGCAUCUGCGAGCAGGGCAGUUGCAAGUGUUGGAAAGGAGCGAGUGGGGCAGAUUGUUCCCGGCUAGCUCCAGCAGAAUGCCACCGUGGUCGUAAGCUGGGCUUGUCCCUCUCGGGCAUAAGCUACUGGACAAGGGAGUGGGCCUUCGUCGACGUUUUCAAAAACGUGGGUGAAUGGCAAGCGCAGGAGUUUACGUCCUACACCUGGAACACAGGCAGCGAGCUGAUAUUCAGGGGUGAUGGGUAUCCUGCCCACCUCAACAUCAACCAGGUCGCCCAACUGUUGACAGUGCGCGAUGUUGAGAGACACUACACGGAUGGUUGGUAUACGGUCCUUUUCGAUGGCGAGGGUGUCCUUGAGUUCAACAUGGAUGUGACGGCUGUCCAUCGCAUUGCUCGAAAUCACAUUCAAAUCUACGUGAACUUGACGACGUCCAUGAACAAUGGCAUAGGCAUCCGAGUGUCAGAUACUCGGGAAGACGACCCAGUGAGGAAUAUUCGAGUCAUUACUCCUGGCUUCGAAGAGACAUUUCACACGUCGCCCUUCCACCCGGCUUUCCUUGCAAGCCUUGAGGGCUUCUCUGUGUUGAGAUUCAUGGACUGGAUGCAUGCCAACAGUGACAAGACGCCUUUCGAAUGGGCAUCGCGUGUCACACCAUCGUACUAUACACAGGGCUCACACCCGGGGGUAAGCCUGGAGUACAUGGUGCGGCUGUCGAACGAAGUCGGGGCCGAACCCUGGUUUUCUCUGCCAGUGAAUGCAACGGACGCCUACAUCGGGCAGUUCGUGGCAUUUGUAUCUGAGCACCUGAGGCCAGAUCUCGGGGUUUUCAUCGAGCUCGGGAAUGAAGCCUGGCACCCCGGGUUUUUUGGAGGCCAAUGGGCACAACAGCAAGGAGCAGCGGAAGGACUGUCCUUUUUGUGCUGGUACGCGAAGCGCUCCGGGGAAAUGGCCAGAAUUGCAAAAGCCGUGAUCAACGGCACACGAGACUUGACCGUUGUUGCAGGGAGCCAGUCGUCCAAUUAUGAUGCGACGGCCCAGUUGUUGCAGUGCGAAGGCAUCAAUGACACCGAUGCCAUCGGUUUAGGACCGUAUUUCAAUGGAUACAACAUUCUCCCAGACCCAGAUGCCGAUCUCAAUCUCGUGCUAGAGAGCUAUGAGACUGAAGUCAAUACUUCGUUGCAGCGAGUUCGCGAACAUAAGGCAGUACUGCAAGGCACUCAUUUCAAGUUGCUGGCUUAUGAAGCUGGCCCGGCCGGGGAAGGUGAUGGCAGCGCAGAUGACCUUGCGAUCCAGGCGCAUCGACAUCCGAAAAUGAAGGACAUUCUUGCUAAAUACCUGAAUGACCUUGACAAAGAGUUUGACUUGAUGGUCUACUUUGCAAGCUGUGGAAGGCCAUCCAGGUAUGGCUCCUGGGGUAUGAUCGAAGCCAUGGAUCAGCCCAGGGAAUCUGCAUUCAAGUACCAAGCGGUGCAGGAGUUUUUGGCCAAUCGAACACAUCCUCUUCCUUCGGCUUGUAGCUACGAGGAGCCAGACUGUGCGGGUGCAGACGGCUGUUCAGGCAAGGGGCUGUGUGGAUCGGAUGACCAGUGCUACUGCUACCGUGGUUACUCCGGCGUGAGCUGUUUGGAUGCCUCGUACACAGACUACUCAUCCUGCGGGUACCGCUGCACCUUCGAUCAAGGUCUUUGCGAAGUGUCCGAGAUCAUUGGCAAUGCACGGAGCUGGCACUGCAGCUGUCGUGAAGAGUACAACGGCGGCAAGUGUUCCAAAUUCCAGUGCCCGAAUGGAUGCAACCAAAGAGGACACUGCAUUGCCAGCGGGGUAUGCAGCUGCUUUCGUGGAUUUCGCGGCAGGGAAUGUGAAAUUGACUGCGGAUGUGGGCAUCACGGCCAGUGCGACGCAAACAACGAGUGCAUAUGUGAUCAGGGGUGGCGCAGGUCUUCUUCAACUGGCUGUGAGUGGGACUGUGCAACUGCUGACACACUGGGCUGCACUGGCCCAGGCCAGAGCGCAUGCUCGUCGUGUACCUAUGGAACCUGUGUUGAUGGAUCCUGUCGUUGCUGGGCCGGUGCUUAUGGUGCCACAUGUGGAGCUCUCAACAGCUCACUCCUCGGCCAUGGAGGGGCAGCCUUUGGCAUCAACGUCGCCACAACGCCUUCCACCUUUGUUGACGUGAUGAAAACAUCGCGCGGAUGGACUAGCAUUUGGGACAGGGAUACACAGCCCGGCCAAUUCUCAUAUCAGGGCGGCAGUCUCAUGUGGACGAGCCGUCAGUAUGAGUGGGGCAAUGGCCUUCAGAUCAAUCAAAAUUCAGAUGGGUAUGUCACAUCACUCAUGCAGGACCAGGCCGUGAUCACCCUAACCUUGCGUGACGUUUGCCUACAUGCACCCAGAGGUCGAUACGUCAUUACGUAUGAUGGUGAUGGUGAGCUCGAUCUUGGCAUGGACGCAACGCCGGCAGCUUUCCAAAAAGGCCGAAUCGAUGUGGACUUUGAACCAACUUGCCGGCGUGAGUGUUGGUUUGACCGAGCUGGAUGGUUGGCGUACUGCUCUGACAACGGCAUUGCGAUUACCAUCCGACGAGUUAACCCGCAGAAUCCGUUGCGCAACAUCCGGAUCAUCAUGCCAGGUUUCUUGGCGACUCAUGAGCAAGAGCCUUUCCAUCCCUGGUUCUUGAAGAACUUGGAGAGAUUUUCAACUGUUCGGCUCAUGGACUGGACGCACAUCAACUCGGAGUCCUUCAUCAAGCGCACUCCGUUCAGUGCUCGGUUUGUUCGUUUCACAUCAACGGCCACUCAUGGUGGAGGCUUGCCAAGGAUCUCAGAGUUACUGCUGAAAGGGCCAGAUGGAGAGUUGCUCAGUUGCACAUCUGAUGCUCCUGAGCUCUGCGAUGGCGAUCCAAACACAGAUUGGGCUCCACUUCCCGAAGACGGAGACCGAGUCAACGGAGAGCUCAGUGGCGUGGUGCGUCUUCCAGAAGGUGCGACCUUCAGCAGUUACAUGUGGAUGACUUCAGGCUGGAGCAGACGCGUCGAUCCGGUGAUGUGGCGCUUGGAAGUUUCAGACGAUGGGGUCACAUGGAUGCUGGCCGACGCACGCAACACGCUGCAGCCUGUGACAUACUACCGCCGCCGUGUGGCAGCCUUUGGCAGCCCAGAGGAGGAUUCCUGGUAUCCACUCCGAAGAUCGGACGAUCUCUGGCAAUGGGCCGACCGCGCUUUGCCCACACAUCGGUCACAAGCGACAGGCGCCGUUGCCUUAGAGUACCAGGUGCUUUUGGUUAACACCUUGGGAGCAGCACCUUGGGUGACUGUCCACCAUCUUGCAUCCGACGACUAUGUCCGCCGAGAAGCCAUGUUCUGGCUUGAGAACCUCCGCCCAGACGUUCAAAUCUACGUGGAGCACAGCAAUGAAGUCUGGAAUCCCCUCUUUCCGCAGGGUCGCUAUGCCACGGAGAAGGGAGUGAUGCUUGGGCUCGUGAAUUCCACUUGCAGAACACCAGACACCCACUGCGCCCGUGUUAGAUACAACGCCUACCGCUCCAAGCAGAUCUUUGAUAUUUGGGCUGAUGUCUGGACGCUACAACGGAGUCGGGUGAAGUUUGUCCUGUCCACUCAAGCAGUUUGGGCAGAUGUGACCCGAGAUCUUUUCUCACAAAACAAUGGCGCGGGCGCAGAUCUUCUGGGGAUCACGGGAUACAUGGGUCCCACAGGUGGCAUUGACCAGACCUACUCGGCCCGCACCCCUCCCGAAGUGAUCGAACUCUUCAAGCAGGGCAAGGAGAAUGCACGAACCUACGUGCGAGCACAGAAAGCUUUGGCCGAAGAAGCUGGCCUAGGCCUCACCUUCUACGAGGGCGGGGUCGGGCUUGUGGAAGAUGGCACAAUCGAGACUGGCCAGGCUAUUGGCUCCAUAACAGAGCUGCUGAUGGCUACGGGCCGGUCACCAGACUUUCAGGAAGCUGUGGAAGCAUGGCUCGACAUGUUCCGCGAGGAGGUUGGAGAUAAUACCCUCUUCAUGUACUUUGUCGACACUGGCUUCUGGUCAAAGUAUGGGCAGUGGGGCAACCGUGAAUACUACGACGCGGCGACGGCCACUUCUCCAGCGGCAGCAGCGGUGCAUGCCUUCUUGGACAGACUUGCAGGGAACCGCCCGGCGUGUGUUGUUGCCAACUCCGGGGGCAGAGGCCUUCCACCCGACAGUUUCCUUGGGCCUCCCGCUGUCUGGCAACCGCAGCGAGGAGCUGUCCUUGUGAGGGGCAAGCGCUACAAAGUCACGUGGGCAGAUGCGGAGCGGCUGCCAGCUGGGCUCGUUCUGGACUUCCAUCUGUGGCAACGCAGCUCCUGCCCGGGAGAAGCCGCAAAGGAUGCCAUCAAUCUAGGUUCGCAAGAUGCAUCAGCAGGAACCUUUUCUUGGCAAGUUCCAGAUGCGCUGGAGGCGGGUGACGAGUACUUCGUUGAACUUCGUCCACGAGCUCCAGCCGCCAUGCCGAGCAACUAUAGUUCAUUGUUCUCCGUGGUCGUCCAGGCCGAUGCCCCAGCGACCUACCUGUUGUACGUUGAGAAUGAUGUUGAUUUGCUGUCCGCCUUUCAUCGCGACUGCAAGAAGGGCGGCUGGGCAGUUGCUCCAUCAUUUAGAAUUGAGUCCUGCGUAUUCAGCUCUGCAGAAGGUUGCCGACAGUACCGUACAUCGAGACAACAUGCAGGUCCUCCUCCAUAUCUGCACGGCUCAUUCCUUCCAGUCAAGGACUGUACGUUACACGUGGUGGGACUGAGACAGACGAUGCGUCUCGAAGGUCUCACUCGAGGAUUUGACCUCGGCUCGGAGGAUUCUCUGGCAAGAGCCGUUGCAAAUGCCUCGCUGCUUCCACCGGGUGCCAUCUCCAUUUCGGUUGUCGGUGGAUCAAAUGGGAGGAGGUUAGCGCAGACCACUGGUGCAGUCACACUGGAGGUAAGCAUGUCUUCUGAUGAUGCCAGCGUUGGUCUUGCAGCAAUCGGAUUGUCCAGUUUGGGAAGCAACUCGCCGUUCCUGUCUGAACUAGCAGCAUCGCUGGGUGAAGACGGCAUCACUGUCGGUAUCGUUGGCAACCUGUCAGCCGUGGACGGCUCUUCUGAAGAACUUGCGGCCCAGUUCAUCAGCACCGUGACCACCACGAGCAGCUCUAGUACAGGUGGCAUCGCGAGCUCUACAACUCCUCCAUCUACGACUCCUCCAUCUACGACUCCUGAUACGAACAGCUCUUCGACCUCGACCCCGCCGACUUCAACAACCAGUCUGGAAUCAGGGACUUCAAACGUUGCUGGCGCGCAUUUGCUCGCAAGACUGCCCCUGGCGGCAAUCUCCAUCUCUCUGGCAGGCACACUCUAG